AGGUCAUUCGGGACGAAUAUGAAGUUGAAACUGGAAAUGGGAAGAACUAUUAAAAGGAAAUCAAGAAGCACAGUCAUGUUUGAGGAUCCAAGAAAACAUAAGAGGACAAGUACACCAAAAGUCAAAAGCCCCAGGAGUGUAGUCAAGGGAUCUAAGGGAGAGGGUCAACCACAUCCUUCAAACAUUGGUGACCGGUUUUCAGAAGGGUCUCUGAAUCCAUAUGCAUAUGCGCUGACUUUUCCUAAAUUGUUUGUUCAAGUUCUCUUGGACUUUCAUUAUGACGGCAGUCAUAUGUCUUUUCCUUGCAGAUGCUAUGAUUAAGAACUUUGAAGAAACUCUAGCAACUAAUAGGUUGGCUACAGAGAGUCUGAACACUAAAUUGGGUGAGGUGCAUCUUGAGUUAAAGUUGAAAGAGGACGAAAUCAGACGUUUGAUAACUGGUCAGGAGAACUUGGAAACAGAAAAGUAUGAUCUUCAUAUGAGCAACAAUGACCUUGUUAAGAGAUUAGAUAUGUCAGUCCUUGAGAUAAAGAAUCUUGAAGGUUUUGUUCAUGUGUUGGCUGCACAUUUGGCUGAAUUGGACAGAGUUAGUUUGAACUUUCUAGAAAAGUUUGAUAAGCUAAACUCUGUCUACGAGGCUUGCUUCCGGUUGGUCAAUCAGGAGAGAGACCUUUCUGCCAAGCUUGCUAAUAGACAGUAUGAUCAACUGCACGUCAGGUUCUUGAACUUGACAUCAGAAAAAGAUGCUAUACAAUUGGUAAAUCAGGAGUUGAACAAUAAGGUCAUGGAACUUCAGAAAGUUCAGGAGUCUAUUAUGGCACAACUUUCAGAGGAAUGCCGUAUAGCCAGGGAGAGGAUACAGAAGUUGGAGUUUGAAGCUGAAGCUCUGGUCUCAAAGAAGAUUGAAACAGAGAAGUUGGUGUCUGAAUUAGAACUGCAAAUUGAUUCUCUGUCAGAAAGUUCAAGAUCAUCUGAGAAUAAAAGGCAAAUUCUGUUGCUGAAAAUCUCAGCACUAGAAACUGAGAAUAAAGAUAAUACAGAGAAACUACAAGCAGAGAUACAGAAGAAAGCGGAACAAAUAGAUGGUUUACUGAAGCAAGGUGAAACACAUGAGCAGCAUGUAGAUUUGAUGGAUAAACAAGUCAGCCAGCUUCAUAGCACACUAGAGGAAAAGGAGCAACUUAUUGUGCAAUAUAAGGAACGAGAGAAGAAUCUGGAAGAACAGAUCACAGAGAAUCUUGCAUCGCUGACUGCUGCUGAAAUUAAACUUGUGGAAGAUAAGAAACACUAUGACCUCAUGCUUGAGAGUAAACAACUAGAACUGUCAAGGCAUUUGAAAGACAUAUCUCAGAGGAAUGACCAGGCAAUUAAUGACAUCCGGAAGAAGUAUGAGGUGGAGAAGCUGGAGAUAGUUAACAUGGAAAAGCAAAAGGCAGAAAAACUUGUUCGAGAAAGGGCGAUAGAAUGUGAGAAAAAACUUGAAGAAUGCAGAGAAGAAUCUAGGCAGCACUUAAUGCAUGUUCAGGAGGAACAUACUGCGCUGGUCAGUAGUCUUCAGCAGGAGCAUGAUAAAAAGGAACGAAGUAUAAAAGCUAAACACAGUGAAGAGCUAAAGCAGAUCCAACUUCAAGCUGAAAACGAGUUGAGAGAGAAAAUUUCAUCAAUGAGGAAUGAACAUGAAGCCCAACUGAAAGCUUUGAGGCUUCAGCAUGAAGAUGAGAUUAAGAAGCUUCAGGAGGACUUGGAUCUUCAAAAGUCCAAAGAGGAGAAGCAGAGGGCAUUACUGCAAUUGCAGUGGAAAGUUAUGAGUGAUAAGCCAGAAGAGGAGCAAGAAGUGAAUUCAAAGAAGGAAUACUCAAUUUCGUCAAGGAGAAACCCUGUUGUGAGAAGGAGAGGUCAGCGUUCUCUGAGAAGACCAGAGCAUGAGAAAGAUUCACCUCUAGUGGGAGCAAAACAAACACCUGUGUCAACACUGUUGAAGAAAGCUUCAGAGAAUAUCAAUUCACCAACUGUAAUGAAUAUUUCAAAGCACCACAAAAAGGUAAUUCGUGACGAAUAUGAAGUUGAAACUGGUAAUGGAAGAACUAUUAAACGGAAAUUAAGAAGCACAGUCAUGUUUGAGGAUCCAAGAAAACAUAAGAGGACAAGUACACCAAAAGUCAAAAGCCCCAGGAGUGUGGUCAAGGGAUCUAAGGGAGAGGGUCAACCACGUCCUUCAAACAUCGUUGACCUGUUUUCUAAAGGGUCUCUGAAUCCAUAUGCUGAUGAUCCAUAUGCAUUUGAUUAAGGUCAGGAAAGAAACCGCUAUGGUACCUCUUAAAUGCCUCACACACUAGCGGGCAUGUGAUCUGAUCGUGUACAGGAUUUGGUCUUGCGUAUAAGUGGACAUAGAACUAGGGCAAUUUUUACUGAUUUGGAUCAUCAGUUCUGAAUUCUUUGUCAAUAUGGGAUUUUGUAAUUAGUUAACAUCACACACUUUGUACAUAUGGGG
Messenger RNA from Rosa chinensis, 2491 nucleotides. Its product is annotated as synaptonemal complex protein 1. Lineage: Eukaryota; Viridiplantae; Streptophyta; Magnoliopsida; Rosales; Rosaceae. Gene Ontology annotation, biological process: reciprocal meiotic recombination. The record is from RefSeq and is a predicted model, not a curated record. Bases 278 to 2287 code for a protein of 669 amino acids. The transcript is spliced from 16 exons.